Messenger RNA from Durotheca rogersii, 667 nucleotides. RefSeq lists its product as uncharacterized. The coding region runs from base 246 to 614 and encodes 122 amino acids. The transcript is spliced from 3 exons. The record is from RefSeq and is a predicted model, not a curated record. NCBI's taxonomy places the organism in Eukaryota, Fungi, Ascomycota, Sordariomycetes, Xylariales, Xylariaceae.
GGUAGCUUAGCUUACCUGAUCAAAAUCCCUUGCGUAGAUAGAAAUCAUUUUCUAAAAGCCGUCGACCACCCCCACCUUCGAGCAGAAGCAAAACCUUUUUCCCUCCCGCAUCUACAAUCCAUCCACAAUCGCAAUAGGAACCGCAACCACAACGGAGCAAGCACUGGCAAAGCUGGGAGCAGAGGAGCUCGAUAGAAUCCUCACCGCUGUCAUUGCUGAUCCCAACGCCAUGUUUCGCAUCACAGAUGAUAUUUCCCCUCCUACCGAGCCAGUCCAACCUUACAUCACAGAGAUGGAUACACGCCGCGGCCUCUUCGACGAGUUUCAGGCGCUUUGCCACCACUAUAAAGGAGCCAGUAAAUGCAACGAUACUCGCCCUGUUUAUGGUCGCGCCCGUCUCGGAGAUUCGCAAUUUUCUGCAAUCUGUCCGCGAUGUUGACAUGCCAACGUUCAUGCCGCUUAUGUUAGCUGGCGUUAUCACACGCGCACCGGAUGGAAUCAGAGCUUUCGCAGAAUGUAGGCGUCUACGUCUUACGCAACUUCUUCCCGAAGUUCGUUCUCCCGAGUCGUUGCUUAUGGCGGUGCCUACCGCAAUUCUUAACGAACCGGGGUAAUCUGCCCUUCCUAACUGGGUGGCAAGAAGUCACAUAUUCUCCGAUCAGGUAAA